This is a messenger RNA of Chrysemys picta bellii (western painted turtle), 945 nucleotides long. Its product is annotated as olfactory receptor 4N5-like. NCBI's taxonomy places the organism in Eukaryota, Metazoa, Chordata, Testudines, Emydidae. Gene Ontology annotation, cellular component: plasma membrane. Gene Ontology annotation, molecular function: olfactory receptor activity; G protein-coupled receptor activity. The record is from RefSeq and is a predicted model, not a curated record. Gene Ontology annotation, biological process: G protein-coupled receptor signaling pathway.
AUGGGACAAGCAAACUGGACAGUGGUGACUACAUUCGUCCUCCUGGGCUUGUCCCCUGCCCAUGAAGUCCAGCUCAUCCUCUUCUUCCUCUUCCUGCUCUUCUACACCGUCAUCCUCCCGGGCAACGUCCUCAUCAUCCUCACUGUCUGGGGUGACCCCCGCCUGGGCUCCCCCAUGUACUUCCUGUUGGCCAACCUGGCCUUCCUGGACAUAUGCUACUGUUCUGUCACCCCCCCAAAGAUGCUGGCUGACUUCUUCUCUCGCCGCAAGACCAUCUCCUACAUGGGCUGCAUGGCCCAGAUCUUCUUCCUCCACCUCCUGGGGGCGGCCGAAGCCUUCCUCCUUCUCACCAUGGCUUAUGACCGCUACGUGGCUGUCUGCCAGCCCCUGCGCUACACUAGCAUGGUAAGCAGGGGGGUCUGCUGGGCCCUGGUGGGGGCAUCUUGGGCAGGGGGCUUUAUUCACGCCAUCAUCCUGGUAGGGUUGAUUGCCCAGCUCCCAUUCUGUGGCCCCAACGUUCUGGACAACUUCUUCUGCGAUGUGCCCCAGGUGAUCAAGCUGGCCUGCACCGACACUGCCCUGGUGGAGAUCCUGACCUUCUCCAACAAUGGGCUGGUCAUACUGCUGUGCUUCCUUCUCCUCCUGGUCUCCUAUUCCCUCCUCCUGCUCAAGCUCCGGGCAUGCUCUCCCCGGGGCCAGAGCAAAGUGGCCUCCACCUGCAUCACCCACAUCAUCGUCGUCUUUGUCAUGUUUGUGCCGGCCAUCUACAUCUACUGCCUUCCCUUCCGCGCUGUCCCCAUGGAGAAGGUGGUAGCCGUGCUGCACACCGUGGUCUUCCCCCUCACCAACCCCAUGAUCUACACCCUCAGGAACAAGGAGGUGAAGUCGGCCAUGAGGAGGAUGGUUGGCAGAUAUGGGUCUUGGGGAAGGGAACUGAGCAAGUAA